Messenger RNA from Staurois parvus, 489 nucleotides. NCBI's taxonomy places the organism in Eukaryota, Metazoa, Chordata, Amphibia, Anura, Ranidae. The record is from the annotation of a GenBank genome assembly.
UGGUCAUCCCUGUACUGUCCGCAGUCUCUGGUCAUCCCCUGUACUGUCCGCAGUCUCUGGUCAUCUCCUGUACUGUGUCUGCAGUCUCUGGUCAUCUCCCUGUACUGUGUCUCUCUGUCUCUGGUCAUCUCCUGUACUGUGUCUGCAGUCUCCUGUCAUCUCCUGUACUGUGUCCGCAGUCUCUGGUCAUCUCCUGUACUGUGUCCGCAGUCUCUGGGUCAUCUCCUGUACUGUGUCCGCAGUCUCUGGUCAUCCCCUGUACUGUGUCCGCAGUCUCUGGUCAUCCCCUGUACUGUGUCCGCAGUCUCUGGUCAUCCCCUGUACUGUGUCCGCAGUCUCUGGUCAUCUCCUGUACUGUGUCCGCAGUCUCUGGUCAUCUCCUGUACUGUGUCCGCAGUCUCUGGUCAUCCCUGUACUGUGUCCGCAGUCUCUGGUCAUCCCUGUACUGUGUCCGCAGUCUCUGGUCAUCCCUGUACUGUGUCCGCAGUC